Molecule: messenger RNA, 11682 nt
Organism: Diuraphis noxia (Russian wheat aphid)
Lineage: Eukaryota; Metazoa; Arthropoda; Insecta; Hemiptera; Aphididae
Gene: unc80
Product: unc80, NALCN channel complex subunit
Biological process (GO): monoatomic cation homeostasis
Cellular component (GO): axon; cation channel complex
Molecular function (GO): monoatomic cation channel activity
Source: RefSeq, a predicted model, not a curated record
UCCAGUCGUCGUCGCCGUACGGUUAUCGAUCGCCCCACCGCGCUCCGGUUGAGAUAUUUUCUAUACGUUACGAUGAUAAAAUAGUAUAAUUUAAUAUUGAACACGGCAUUUUUGUAUGCGAUCCGCACACGUACAGAGGCACCACAACCCGGCACGAUACCAGCACGUGUGACCACCGCCCGUCUUUGCGACGCGCGGUCCAACGAUGCGUUGUCGUCAUCUUGCCAUCCCGUCGGUCCACGUACCCGUGGCACAUUGAAUUGGCAGGCGGGCGAUGCGCGAACGGCACACCACCGCCGCCGAGACUAUCAGCAGCACAUCACAGCGAAGCCGACGACGGAGACGGCUAGGACCUCGAGUACGAAGACGAAGACGGAGACGGAGACGACGACGACGACGGAGUCGAAGACCGAUCUCGAUCGCGUACACUCAUAGAUCACGUUUUCACAAUCAUCAUCAUCAUCAUCAUCAUCAUCGUCGUCAUCAUAAUCAUAUUAUCCACAAUCAUUUCAUAGUUGUUGCUGUCUUCGUUAAUAUUAUUACAUUAUUUUUAUACGCAAUCAUGGACAACAAUCCGUUGAAUUGGAAUGAUUUCACCACGGCCAACGAACUGACCGUYCCCAUAAACCUCCAAAAUUUCUUCUGGGGUUUGACCAGUGCGUUCAUUCGACCUAAAGUUGGUAAACUACAUGAAAAUUCGUGUUUGUUUUGUCAACACACAGCUGGACAUCACGAAAUGAAAGAAGCAUGCAAGACUUUUGAACGGUUAUUAGUACUAGACUCCCAAAUUGACUUGCCACAAAAGCUAAAAGACGAAAUUAAAUUAUUACCCAGAUGGAAUAUUAUUCAAGCUUCAUUCCCACAUAUACUUCAUUCUACAGCAGCUAUUCUUCAAAACAGAAAAGGAACAAACAUACAAUACAUUGGGCCAAUAGAGUCAAAAUUAUUACUCAUUCUACAUUGGAUAAUUCAGGAUGCACCUGAUGAAUGUGCGGAUUCUGAUUACGAAAAAGGAACGUUCCAAACUUUACCUCAUUAUUACCUUUUUAAUAUCCCUACUAUGACGUUAUUCAUCUAUUUGAUUGCACCACUAAUAAAUCAACUAAAAGAAUCAGAUUUAAUAACUAAUGGAUUAGACAGUGGAUUGAAAAUGUGGCAAGCGUUUUGGGACAAUCGCACACCUAAUAUUCCAUGUUUUUCGGCACACUGUAAACCAAAACCUAAAUCCCUAUGGUAUAACCUUAAACGACUGUCACAAGAGAAAUUAAGGAAUCAAGAAUAUAAUAGUCGUACAAUAUCAGCAUCUGUUAGCUCACCUCAUAAUAUAAAUCAUAACGAAUACUGCCAAAGCAAAUCACUUGAUGAUGAGAUGUGGAUAACAUCUCCAAAAGAAAAAUGUUUCCCAGAAACUAUACCUGAAGAAAGUUCAAGCACGGAAGACGAACAAGUUGUAAUUUUUCACAUACCUCCAUAUGAAGAAUAUAAUAUCAAUAAUGCAGACAAUAUACAGAACAAUUACCAAGGUAAACCAAGUAUAUUUCAAUUGCCAGUUGGAAAAUCGGAUUCUAUUUAUACUUAUGAAGAUUUGGCAGCAAUAACUCUACCAGAAAUGAAGCAAUUACAAAAAAAGAUAAGAAUAGGAAAUUCAAAAAAAAAAAUUGGAGGUUCAAGCAAUUUUAAAAGUUCAAGUUUCUUAACAGAAGAUUCUAUUUCUGUUGACUUGAAUGCUGCCACGUUUUUAGAUGUUGCAGUAUUAAGAUGUUUAUUUGUUCCUCAAUGGUGUGAAGAAGGUGUUUUCUGGUCUCUUCAAUUCUUAUACCAUAGAUUGCAGAGCAUUAAUGAAAAUAUAAAAAUUAAACAAGAACCUCGAAGACGAAGUAAUUCAUUGCCAAUACCAAAAAUUGAGGUAUCAUUUCAUCACGAACCAGAUUUUCGAGGUAGAAUCGUAAAACCAAAUUAUUCGAACAUAUUUGAUGCAGGCGAUAAUUCACCUGAAAUUAUCAAAGAUAGAAAAAGAACAUUUUUUGAAGAUCGAGAUGUAACUAACCUUCAUUCAAGACAUGCCAGCGAACGAAUUAAGAAAAAGAAAAAAAUCGUUGACUUAAAAGCAUUUGCAGUUGGACGUAAACUUUUGUCAAAAUCAGAAAAAAAUUUACAAAAAAUAGAUUACAUAAAUGACGUGAUGAUGCUUGAGCCAUGUCAUGGCUUUGCAAAUGAAGAACUACCAAACCCUUUAAUUAAAAAACUAGAAUUUUUAUUUCAAAACAACAAAACCGGAUUUCUCAACAGAGGAAAAAGUCUUCCAAGUCUUAGGGUAAAUGAUAUAAAGCAUGUAAAAAGUUUCCUAAAUCCAAUUAUCACAAUUACGGAACACUCUGGUAUAACUUCCCCAGAUAUAAAUUUCUACAAGGCAAAAUUGUUUGAUGAAUUUCAAUUUGACAAUGUAUUUCCACAAGGACAAAAACUAUCUAAAGAAUUUCGUCAGUCAAAUUUAACAAGAUCUCAAACUGAUUCAAAUAUAACAUAUAUUAGCGAAGAAGUAGCAGAAGUUCCAGGAUCGUUAAAUUACAUUACAAAAGAUGGAGAUGUUGAUUUUGAAGUUGUACUAAGAGCUAUCCAUUUUUCAGUAUAUCAAGUAAACACAUGUAAAACAUUCAGGGUAUGCGAAGUUGUUAUUAAUUUACUAGAAGUACUAUUAGACUUAGGGAUAUUGAAUCAAUCGUGGCAUGGAGAUGUUUCUAAAGUUCCCAAUACUAGUUUACAUAAUAUUAGUCCGGAGUAUUUGGCGCAUUUGUCGUACACUAAACCAAUGUCAGCACAUGCACUUGUCAUGAGCUCCAUUAUAAAGAUAAUUCAAAAUUUAGGAUGUCCCCAUAGUUGCGGUGAAGGACAUAGAGGACCGCCUGCAAAUUUUGUACGAACUCAAUGUCAAUGUUUACUAAAUCGUCUAAAGCAAUAUGACAAACGACAAUUUUCAAACUAUUUAAGACAUUUUAUUAAAAACAACUCGCUUACUUUCAUAAUUAAUUUUAUUCAUUCAUACAUUGGAUUCUGUACUGAACCAAUGCAAAUGUUCUCACCCAUGUACAACAAAAGAAAGUCGCUUGAUACGAUAUCACAGAUGAGUGGAUCUCCGUCAGGAUAUGGACCAUCGAUAUGUAGUAAAGGAAACGAAUAUCACGUUAUAAGUGUUUUAUUUAGAAGUCUGAUUACUAGGGUUGUUGUGUCUUAUAAAGAACUAAAACAUCCUGAAAAUGCUGAUAUUUAUAAUACUUUAAGAUUUCUUAUCAGUUACGUCAAAGACACUCAUUCAUCUAUAUUUAGACGCGUAAUGUUGAGUGGAUUAUUAGAUACAGCUAAUCAGAACAAUGCAAAACAAUGCAAUAUUCAGACUACACGUGUAAUUAGGCAUAUACCUAUUCAUGAUCAUGACGAGCAUUCAAAAUCUAUUACAGAACCUUUUGUACUGGACAGAACAAAUAGAAAGCUUUUAUUUAAAAAAAGAAAUACAAUAGCUAGUUAUUCAAAUGCUUUUGAAAAUCAAAUUUGUGAUGAUAUUAGGAAUCAAAUGUCAUCAGUUAGUUUGAAGAGAAGAAAAAAUCCAAUGCUAGUUUCAAAACCCAGUGAAGGAAGUAUGCAAUGUUCUAAAAAAUCAUAUACAAAUCGUUUACAAAUCAAAGAAAUAGUUAAUUGGAUUAGUUCAAAGUCAAGCGUACAUGAGUGCCGUGGAAGASCCCAAGGCUUGAGUUCAUCUUAUGACUCCUCUUCGGAUGUAGGGUCACUUGUACGACAAGCAGCAAAUUUACAUCAAUCUUAUUGCAGGGGUUCUAAAAAGAAUAGAAAUGGGAUGUCUCAAACGUUUAAGAAAACUAAAAAACGAAUGGGCCACCAUUUAAAUAAGUAUGUUUUUCGAAAAGGAAGAAAAAAGGAUAAGAGUACUGAAGAUUCUCAAGGAAGCUAUUUAAGUCGCCGAGACUCUUUAGACGACGGAGAUCAUCCUCAUCAGUCAGAAUUCGUUGUUUUAAAGGAAAGAAAAUUAGUGCAAAUCAAACAGCUAAGGGCUGGAAUUCAGCGAUUUUCAAUAAUGCUGGAAAUGUGUGGUCCAGGAUCUGUACCAGAUGCAAAUUUCAUAUCUGCAGCAUUUGAUUUGCCAAACACGCCAAUUUUGGCAAGGGCAGUUUUUCUUUUGGAAUGUUGUCAUUUUGUCCAUGGCUGUAAUAAAGGUCAAUGGUCUACUUGGAUGCGAAUGGUGAGACCUUCUGGUUUAAAUUUGAAACAAUCAGUGAUUUCUGGACCCAAGAAGUCCAUUGUUAUCCAACAUAACGCUGGAAAACUUUUUCGUCAAUGGGGAGAAAUUAUUGCCGCACGUUUGGAUGAAAUGAUUUCUAAUGAUAAAAAGCAAUUACCWCACAUCUUAUCGUGUAUUGCUGACGAAGCUAAUCAACGGGAGUUACAAACUAUAGACGAAGAAGAAGACUUUUUAGAUGAAACAUCUGGAAUUUCUCGGGUAUUCAGUUGUCCGAUGGUCUUACGGUUAAUUGCAUGUAUGUUAUUUUUGGAAAUAACCUCCUAUCUACGGGAGACUUAUAGAAGUUUACCAAAAACUCGUCAAUCGAAUCCUUACACAACAUUACCGGUCACAUCAAAUGCAUGGGAAAGGGAAAGACAAUCUCAUAGUAGAGAAGGACGACGUUGGUCAAUGGCUUUAUCGUCGAUGGGUCAUUCACAAGCUUCUGCUCAAAGUUUGCAAUCGAUUUCGGGUGAAAAGGAUCAAGAGAUGGAGAAAAGUGGAAAUGAGCUUUUACAGAGUCAUUUAAAACCAGAAGAGGAAGUUGGUCGAAAAAGUAGCGUCAUUGUUGCUACAAAUGUGUUGACCAAACUUCGCAGACACGCUAAACUAAUAAAAGAAAAGCGCGCUCCUGUCGACAAAGGGAAAACAUGUCUGAAGCGAAACGAUUGUGAAUCUGGACAGUCAAAUGAAAAUUCUAAUUCAAAUGUUCAUUUUAAUCAGUGGGACGAAACAAGUUCUGCAAAUACAGAUGAUAAAAGAAAUAAAGGGUCGAGUCAAUCCAAUGUUCAUCCAUUGUCACAAAGAAAAAGCAUGGCGGGGUCGAUUAAGCGAUAUAGCUUGAAGUUACGUAGAAAUACUAAAGAAGGAAUAAAAGAAAUAAUGUCUUCAGACGGAGAUUAUCGAAGUGAUACGUCAGAUGGUUGUGCUCCAGUAAUACCUGGUGAAAUCAGUGGUGAAGAUGAAUCGGGAGCCAUGAUGAGUGAUGAUCAUGCACCAACCAGCCCAUGCGAGAGUAAUGAAACUGAUGAUACGACAUAUUUUAUGCCAUGGUUAAAAACAGUAAUUCAAAUAAAUAAGUCAUUUGACCAUAGUUGCACGCAUCAGUCAUUUUGCAACCCAUUAUGUUAUAAAAGACAGAUGCGUUCUUGUUCAAGACUCAUUAAAGCUAUCAGAAAGUUAUACGGUGAAGAAUUUGGUUUAAUGGCUUCAAUAGAAGGCAGUAGUGAUUUAGAAGAAUUUAGUACGAUAACAAAAGUCGAUGCUAAAAGAAACUUACAGUUAUCAAGUUGUCAAUCUUCUCCCAACAAACGAAAAGAUAGUCUUGGAAAAAUAGAAAAUUCUAAUUUACUUUAUAAUCUCGGAGAAAGUAUGUCAAGCAAUAAAAGAAUGCUGUUAAAAUCUGAUUCUAAAGUUCAUGAAAAAAAAGAUAAUAAAAACACCAACGAAGAUAAGAAUGAYCCUCCAUUAAUUUUAAAAUACAUAAAAAAUCAAGUACAUGACAUUUUCCAUUGUUCAAUGGCYUUAUUGAUAAAAGCAGCUGUUGUAUUAACAGAAGAACAGGUUCUAGAUAUCUUACCAAUUGCGUGGGAAUUUUUAUUAGACCCUAAUCAAGAAUUGGUGGCGUCCUCUUCGACUUUAUUCAUUAUAGCGGCGUUUAAAGCUCCACAGAAAUGCAUUGAACUAAUUAGUAGUAGUUUAACUAAUAAAGAUUGUAUUGUUAGAGCAAAUGCAAUUUUAAAAUUUCAUGUUUUAUGGAAAAACCGAUUUCAACCAUGGCCUCGAAUGGAAGAAGGAGCGCAUAAUUCAUUUAGAAUACCUCCACCAGGAAUUGAAUUUACUUUAACUUCACCAAAAAUCGGAAUAGAAUGUUUACCUAUUGUCGAUCCUCCUUGGAUGCCCCAAGUGGAAACUAAAGUAGAAGAAGUGACAAUUGGUCAGGAUACACAUAGAUCAUUAGUAACAGCUACUAARACACGAAAAAAGCAGCAAACAGAACUUAUAAAAAUGGCUUUAGAAGCUAAGGAAGACCAAAGAAGAAACGAACGAGAAAGUUUCCUCAUCACAGCCAUUCCUAUUAAUAGCCAAGCAGCACACGAGUCAAGCAUGCAUCAUGGAUUAUCUGAUCCUGAAUAUGAAGAAGGUGUAGAAGUUGAUGAACACGAAAAUCAAUUACGUGUUGUGGCUCAUCAUUUAGUUCAAUCAGUAACCGUGUUAUUUCCAUCUGCCCUUUGUUCUGCUGUCAUUGAUAUCAUAACGUUAUUAAAUGAUCCUGCCGUUACAGCAGAUGGUAAUUCAGUGUGUGAAACAGCUUAUCAGGUCAUAUGGGACUGUAUGGUGGAAGACUGUUAUUUAUUUUUACGUUUUGUGUUGGAAAGACUAACCAGGGAUAAUCAAGAAAAAAUUUUCAAGUUAUUACGUCAUUUAAUACGAUUUGUACCAAAACUACCCCACCAAGCUGCUUUUAUUUUGUAUAACUACAUAAUCGGGUAUGUUAUGUUUUAUGUGAGAUCACCACAUGAAGAAGGUCAAACUAUGAUUGGUUCGGCUUUAUCCAUUUUAUGGAUGGUUGUUCACAGUGUACAUGGUAUAAUGUUUAAAGAUUUAAAACAAAUACUACGRAAAGAACAAUGUGACGGAUCAAUUUUGCUCACCGCUAAUGUUCCCUCUACAAAAAAAGUUGUAGUGCACGGUCCUCAAGAACAAAUGUCUGGAGGCAUUCCAUCACAAUUUCCUGUUCAAGAAGAUACACAAUUUUUCCAAAUUUUAAAAGAGUCUUUAGAUUUUUUUGGUAUACCUGAAGAUCGACACAGAGAAUUUUUCCUUGUUAACAUUAAAACUCGUCAGAUUCACAAUCCUACUUCUUAUGUAAGAGAUUAUUAUUUUUUYAAAAGAUCACAAUAUCCUCAACUAGAAUUAAUCCAAAUGGAUCUUAUUGAAGCAUUUAAUCAGUUGCAAAGUCAGGAACUUAUACACAAAUUUAUUGAAAUAGGAAAAGUACUUCUCACUUGGGCAAUUUUAAAAAAUGUUGAUAUGGUUGUACAAAGGGUGGUAUUUUUACAUGAGGAAUUAAUUAAACUACCUUCAUUUCCUAGAAAAGCAUUAGACGCAGAUCUCGAUYUAUACAAAGGUGGUAACAUGGGAAAGGAGUUAUUAGGAUUGGAUUUAUUACAUAAGUUUAUCUGGGUUCGAUUACUCGCUCGGAUGUUUGAAGCAAUGGCAGGCAACUUUGCUUAUUCAGGUGACAUUCAUUUGUUUUUGAAUGUAUUAAAUGGAGCAGUAACAUUACACAGCGAAGAUUCUUGUGUAUUACGUUAUGUAAUGGCUACUUAUAUAAAUGCUGCCCGCAAUUUCAAAAAUAUAUUUUCGAGCAACGGGUAUCUGUUGAUUAUCCCCACACUACUCCAACUAUAUGCAAGUCAUCACACGAAUAAGAUUGUUACUCGAUCAAUUGAAUAUACAAUUAAGCAGUUUUACUUGAUGAAUCGUAAGCCAUUCAUAUUACAAAUGUUUGGCAGUGCGUCUAGUAUUUUAGACUUAGACGAUGCAACAAAUAUAGAGGAUUCAAGUCGUGUUGAAGCUAAUUACUUUUUCAAAUUGAUAUUGAGCUUGGAAACUGCAUCGCCCGAUCCCAUUCAUAUUAGUGAAUUGAUAAAAGAAGAAAAGCCAUUACAAGCGGUUGAUUUUUGUUAUCAAGAUGAAGAUGAUACUAUCACAAUACAAGAUUGCAUAUCUUUAUGCGUAAUGGUUAUAGCAUUUUCACCUGAAACCUUACGCUCAUAUCAGAUGCUUCUUAUUUUAGAAGCCAUUUUACCAUGUUAUUUAAAACACAUUCAGCAACCAAUGUACCGAGACAUCGAAAGAGAUGUUAUCAAUCAACUAAUCAUUUCAAUAAAAACGUUAAUUAAUAAUAGUGAAGCGUUAUCAAAACAUUAUAACGGGCCACAAAAAACUAGUCAGGAGCCAAAAGAUUCUAGUCAGAGAAAUUGUAGUAAAGGACUAUGUUCUCCGACUGGUGGUGAAACGAAAGAUCUGGAGUCGAAUUCAAAAAUGUUUAGUGAACGUAAAAUCCAUAAAGCUCCCCCCGAUAGAGAGUUUUUGGAAUUUGAGAUACAAGUUGAAGAAAAAUAUGCCGCUCUACGAAAUGAAUUUCGCCGAACUAGAGAUGUUUUGUUAUCAGUUGUAACAGAUUUUGUGGUUAUAUGCCAUGCUAGACUAACCGAAUUAAGUCGCAAGUACCCCAAAGAAGGGAAACCUUUUGAAAUUCUAGAUACACGGAUGCAAAUCAGAUUAGGUGAAGUUGCUCAUAGUUUAUUAAAGGUAUCGCCUUAUGACCCAGAAACGAUGUCGUGUAAAGGGCUACUGAAGUAUAUGACAAAUAUUUUACCAAUAGUUGAUUGGGCAGCAGAAGCUUUACGCCCAACUCUCUUAGGAAUUCUUAGGAGACUUGAUAAAACAUUCAAUAAAAUUUACAAAAAGCCAUCUAUCAGAAGGUACACUGAUUGGUAUGCUGCAGGAGAAUUAAUAAAAGGGGUUUAUGAAAUACUGUCUGAACAUCCAUUUAUCGUACAUAUUCCACAUUUCAAAGCUCUUAUUUCCACUUGUCAAGGUAUCAUAGUUGGUGAUUCAGGGAGUACGGCUACCGUGGCAGUUGAUAAUUUCCAACAAUCUAUUAUACCAGUGGAAACACCUCCUCCACAUUUUUGUGCCAUUGUCAUACGUCUAUUGGCGUUACAUAUUUUGGCGAUAGGGGAUAAUUAUACGCUGGAACAGUCAGUCGGAGGAAUGAUUAAUAUUAUGUCAUCUCAAGUCAAGACUGAGAGCUUUCUAAUGAAUUUAUUUUUACCACUUUGCUUUAGAGUUGGUAUAGGAAAAAAAGAUAUGCAUUGUAUGAGACCAUGCGAUAUCAAAUUUAUGUUGUCAGUCGUCUUAAAUUCAAUGAGUCCACCUGUAAAAACUACAUGUUUGACAUUUGUGCAACUUACAAAUGUAAAACAAACGUCUGAUUUACGAACAAACUCAUAUACAUUCAACAGGGAUUCAAAACCAGCCCCAACAGUUUCUAAAUCAUUUUUCAAAGUGUUAUUUUUAGCCCUUAAAAUAAUGCUCGUAUGUUUCGAAUCCGAGUUAGCUUUACAAUAUCAACGUAUCGCGCAUACUGUAAAGGAACUCAUGAAUGUGCAAGAUGCUAGGGCAUCCAUUUGGUCUUUUAUUGAGUUUAUCAUCAUUAACAGAUCACCGCUCUUCAUUCUUCUCCAGCCUUUCAUCAUGCAAAGAUUGGGAUUAAUGAACGUGCCAGAACACGAAACAACAUCACACAACUUGCUUAAAGAAAAGCUUAUAGAGUAUACUGCUAUCACUCCAUUAUGCAGGAGUUCUCUACUUGUUGAACUAAUGAAUGAAAUGACUGAACUCAAGCAAGAAUUGGAUGAUCGAUUAGAUGAGCAACGAACAAGAUCUAGUAAUGGCUUGCGAAAUUCGUGUGAAACUCAACACCGACCAUCUAUUAUAAAUUUGUUACCAGGGAACUCAAAUCCAUCUUAUAGUGUAUGUACCAUAAACACGCAUAGAGAAUCAAUAUCAAGUGUACGCAGUAACUUAAGUAGCCAAGAAAGUUCCAUCAAGAAUUUGGGAAAUAUGCAAAGAGAUCUGAAAAAUGCGGAUGGAGACCAAAUCGACAUAUUAUCAACAAAAUUCAACGAACCACGUUUACAACGUUCAAGAGCACAGAGUCGAAAAAUUUUCCGUUUUCGUCAAAGCCGUCGUAUGGAGGUGAUCCCGCAAGGUGUCAAGUCACAACAGCAACAAACUUACGAUGACAUGGACAAAGUACAGAUGAUGCCCAACAAUUGCAUAUGCGAAUGCCUAAGCACGAGAACAAUACCAUUGGACGAAGGCCGGGUUUCGAUGUCCAAACCUGAGAUGAUAUGGGAGGAGGAUAGCCACAGUGCGCCGUCGCGGACGUCCAGCACAUCGGGCUACCGGGAGAACUGCAGCCUGCUGAUGAUGCCAAUGGGCAGCUCCGACGAACGGUCGUCGUCGCCAGUUCACUUAAACCAUCACCACAACUGUCUUACAGCAAGCUGUUCUACUAUAAUGCCAGCUGACAAUCCCGGCUCAGUGGCGACCGCCGCCGAAUGCAGUGACCGGGAAAUGAGUGGCAACGACGACGUUGGCAGUCAGCAGACGAUCGCCACUUACGAGCAGGAGGAUACGUUGCUCUGAGCUACCACUGAUGACCUUUUUUGGUUUUGGUACAACUACGAUUACAGCUGUAACGAAGGUUUUAUUAUUAUUUCGAAGUUGCCUAUAUGUAAAUACAAUAUAAUCGUAGACUUAUACUUAUUAGUUAUUAGUAAGGAUAAUAAAGGAUUCAUUUAAACAUAAAGGGAGUGAGGCCUGAGUCAGUAGAGAUUUGAGGAAAUUGUGGUUACUGUAUGUAACUCCGCCACAAAAACUCACCUCAACUUCUGAUAAUAUUCUGCAGUUAAAAAAAAAACUUAAUGACUUAAUUAUCCUUCCCUACCUCUUUUUAAUAUCUAUACCAUAAUGCAUGAAUUGAGUAUAAGUCUAUGAUUAUAAUAUGCCCAUCUAAUUGCGACAAAGUCUAAAAAUUAAUAUUUAUAAAAAAUGAUUAUAAUCAUAUACAGUACAAAAAUUGCUCACAUAGCAAGAAUUAAAUCUAAUUUUGUAUUUGUUUAUAAUUUUWCAUAUUAUAUUCUAACCAACUGACCAACCACUGCCUGCAAAAUUGGAAAGUGAAAUAUAUCACAGAAUACUCUUUAGCCAUGCGAUAGCCACCAUUGCGGAUCUUCGUAUAACGGUAAUAGAGGUAUAAUAUGUUAUAUACUAUUACGUAUUAUCUAAGAGUWUAUAUGUAACAAUAUUUACUCAAAGGUAUUACACUAUAUUAUACGUCAUAUCACAUUCGCAAUGGCCAAAUUAUGUCUUCAGAAACUUACUGUUAGGAGGGCGCAACACCCAUUUUUGUUGUCUCAGUCUUUUAAACGCAUAAUAUAACAAAUUUACGCUCAGCAGUUCACAUUCUAUGCCUACGAUAAUUCCGACAAAACACAGAUAAUGUUGUUACCAUCAAGUUUCAUAAUAGUUCUAUUCACUCUAAUUUUUAAGUUAACGGAAUAAAACGUAAACUGCUGAGCGUAAAUUUGCUAUGUUACGAGUUUGUAAGACUGAGACAACAAACAUAGGUGUUGCGCCCUCUUAAGACAGAAUAUUAUAGAAUUUUGGUUAUAUAUAACAGCACAAUAUCAGUUGCAUUAUUUCAUAUUAUUGUAAAGGAAAAAUGUAUAACCUUAAAAAAAAAAUCAAAUUUUAUCCUAAUCGACACUUUUCUAUCCUUUUAAAUAUUUCUUAUAUACUAUAAUGGGAUAGUU